Colias croceus (clouded yellow) is the source of this 2414-nucleotide messenger RNA. It is a transcript of the gene msl-2, whose product is annotated as E3 ubiquitin-protein ligase MSL2. The coding region runs from base 90 to 1400 and encodes 436 amino acids. Gene Ontology annotation, molecular function: ubiquitin protein ligase activity. Lineage: Eukaryota; Metazoa; Arthropoda; Insecta; Lepidoptera; Pieridae. Gene Ontology annotation, cellular component: MSL complex. The record is from RefSeq and is a predicted model, not a curated record. The transcript is spliced from 4 exons.
GCGUUUGCGGCUUUUUACUUGAAAGUUAAUAAUAUUUUGGUGUGAAGGAUAUACAAUAAUAACUAAUGUGUAGACUAAAAGUUUUAUAAAUGAAGAUGAACGCUACAAGUCUGUAUGUUUCUACGUGUCGUUUAAUUAUCUUAGCGGACCCAGCGGAUAAGAGUUCGUGGACCGAUUUGUUUCGUUUAGUUCCUUAUUUACGACAAUCGUUGUCUUGUACUGUCUGCGGUAAUUUAUUAAAAGAACCGUAUACGCCUACAAAUUCAAGUUGUCAGCAUCACGUUUGUAAGAAUUGUAAAGGCGGGAGAAAAAAAUUAAAACCCUCCUGCAGUUGGUGUAAGGAUUACGAUAGUUAUUCCGAAAACUUACAACUACGAAUACUAUUACAAUGUUAUAAAAAGCUUUGUGAAUAUUUUAUUGGCACCGAUACAUUCAAGACUUUAUUAGAAGAAGACGAAAUAGCGGCAGGUAUUAAUGGUGGGACUGUAGCUAGCUCAGGUUUGAUAGAUUUAAUUCAAGAAGCUGCCAGAUUUAAUGAUGAUUUUAAAUGUAAUGCAGGACUUUCUAAAUCUGCCUACAGCAUAUUACCAUGUGUUUAUACAAACUCCACAUCAACACAAACUCAGGUAGCAUCGUCAAGUGGUAUGGAAACAAGAUCGUCAAAUAAAGGGUCACCAAAUACAAAAGGUCUAUCAAAUGGAUCUCCGCUUUAUUCAGUAAUGUACGCUGGUUCUGGUAAUAAGAUUACCAUUAAGAGAAAAGCAGUGGAAGAAGCAGAAGUAUCACAAAGUGAACCAAGCCCACGAGAAAGCAAGUCAAAUCAAUUAGGUUUUAAGAAGCCAUCGAACAGGUCUCGCAACUCUUCAAGUAGUAAGCGUAAAGGCUGUCGGUGCGGCAAUGCGACGGCCACACCAGGAAAGCUUACGUGUUGCGGGCAGCGGUGUCCGUGCUAUGUCGAAAGUAAACCUUGUACAGAAUGUAAAUGUAAAGGUUGUAGAAACCCUCAUAGGCCUGAUGGCAUGAAGGUUCGUCCUCAUAUACCUCAAUUAGAUAGCAUCCAAAUAACGUUAAAUACAAACCCCGAUAGUUCCCCGUCGUGUUCUGGGUCCAUGGAUAGCUUGGACACAGAUACACUCACUAUGGAAGCUAUGGAGGAGUCUCUCAGCUUCACUGCCGACUAUAAGUCUUCUGAUAUUAAAGUAUACACAAGUCAACUCCAAGAAGUGUCACCGUCCUUGCCAGCAACGAUAUUAAUGGACGACGAGUUACCGGCGUCACCAGAGGACGAACUAAGUUCGCCCUGCGACUACACUCAGUGUUCGCCCCGAGGGACGAACGACACAGAAACAUCCCCCCAUUCUGCCACACAAGACAUAAGCGAUAUUGAAGUUGAUGUAUGACAACAGCUUUCUCUAGCCGGGGACUAGACUGCACAAUGUGAACUAAGUGAAAUAAUAACAGUGGUGUUGCUAGUCACAUUUGCGAAAUGAAUUUUAGUACGCGUUUAGUUAAUUAUUUGUUAAGCCUCUCCUAUGUAAGUAAUGAAUUCUGUUAGUUUUAGCCGUUGUAUCAUAAUUUGGGAUCAUCGAACUACAGUUAAUUGAAUGUAGUUUAGUUAUUAUAAAUGUGUUAUUUUAAUCACAAAACGCACGGUAUGUUUAAUCAUGAAUUGUAUAUUUGAUAUUUUAUUAAAUAUUGACAUUAAUUCAUUCAUACAAAAAUAGUAUGAUUUUUUUAAUGAUAUCCUAAUAUUGAAAAAAAUGAUUGAUUUUAGAUUUAUAUCAAUUUUAAGUACUAAUUUAAUAGAUGAACUAAACAUAUAACAUGUUGUAUGGUAAACAUUAACAUUUUAAUAAAUUAAUAAUCAGAUCUAUAAACUAAUUAAUAUUCAACAAUUAAAUAUUGAUUAGUUAAUAGUUCUAUGUCAAUAUAUGUUACACAUACACACAGCAUUAAUUUAUUGUCUAAAAUUAAUGUUUAUAAUGACUUUCUUAUAAAACUUGCAAUACAUUUGACUAGCGAAAUUUCAAAUUGUCGAUAUUAGAAAUUAGAAUCUAAUAUGCAAUAGUAGGAAUAGUUGAAAUUGCUAGUUACUGAUAACAAUAUUCCGUCAGAUUACAAUCUAGUGUGCGGUUAAUCUAUUGAGCAUAAAAUAUUAACAAAGAAAAGUGCCAGGAACUUCGGUGACCAUUUAUUGUGGGCAAUAAUUUUAGAAUUAAGUCAUAAUCUGUGGUAAAGUUAAAUGACGGUUCAUAGUUUACCUGGUGGUAACCUUUAGGUAUGGAACUCAAACAAACACAUACUCUGCUAUUUUAUGAAAGAAAACAAAGAAAGAAACCAUUUAUUUUAUGUAUUACUAGUGGUCCGCCCCGGCUUCGCCCGUGGUACAUAUUUCACAAUAAAAGGUAGCCUAU